Molecule: messenger RNA, 1898 nt
Organism: Populus nigra (black poplar)
Lineage: Eukaryota; Viridiplantae; Streptophyta; Magnoliopsida; Malpighiales; Salicaceae
Product: tobamovirus multiplication protein 1-like
Exons: 14
Coding region: 450-1586 (378 amino acids)
Source: RefSeq, a predicted model, not a curated record
CUUUCUGGGCAGCACCGGCAGAAUAACAUGGGCGCAAGCGGGGAGUUAGGAAGAUACCACGUUACUACUCGUAGGUCAGGCCAACCAAACCUCGCCAGGGAAUUCACAAGCCACUAGGUGCUGAAACUUGAAAGACCCACCAAAAAAAGGGAACCAUUUCACAGCAGCAGCGAAGCCAGGCUAGGUAAGCAACUAAUAGAGUAUGCCAGAGGUCAAACCCAAAAACAGGAGGAGCAAAUCAACAGAUUACAGAUCCUCUGUCGUUGUCUCUCCGUACACCUCAUUAUCAUCGUUUCCUAGGUACUUACUUCCCAUAUAAAACCCGCUCUCAAAAAUUAACAACACAACCCCUUAUUUCCUUGUAUCUCUCCUUAGCUCUUCCUCCCCUAGGUUUCCCCUCCUGCUGCGAGCUUCCCUCCAGUUGCUCUAAAUAAAAUUAAAAACAAAGAAUGAAUAUAAAAUCAAACUGCUCCCCGUUGGACCUGCUUAUUCUUAAUAUAGCACUUGCUUGCAUCGAUGGUGCUCUUGCUUGUAUUGCAUUUUCUCAGUUUACAAGGAUCCAUCUGCGAAAUCAACAAACUGGAUGGACACGCCAGAAAGUACUCCAUCUCAUGGUUGCCUCUUGCAACUUGGGUUACUUCAUCUACUUUAUAUCUACAGUUAUUGCUACUUGUGAUAGGUGGACCUGCUGGUCUCAUGCAUGUGGUUUUGUCCUCAUGGCAUUUCCCAAAAUUCUGUUCCUUGCAGCGUUUCUGCUUCUUCUAUCUUUCUGGGUCGACCUUUGCCAUCAGGCAAAUGAAGAAGAUGACGACGAAGAAGAAAAUAGCUCUCAACAGCCUUUGUUGGAAAGUUCAAAGAAUAAACCUGGUUCAACGAACACAGAUAAUUUCUGGAGUUGCUGCUCAUUCCGAGGCAUUCAUGUUGGUGGUCGUCAGAAAUUUGUUAUCACAGUUGUCGUGUUGAUCUUUUUCUUAAUGCUGUCGUUUGCUGUGAUAAUCUGGAUUGGAGUGGGAAAGAAUCCAAUUUGUUCUUCAGUAGCUGCCCGGGUCUAUGUAGAUUUUUUGGCCUCUGCAAUCCUCAUAUUGGGAGGGGCUUUAGGCUGCUAUGCAAAAUAUUCUACUGAUAAAUUGUCUACAAUAGAUUCUGGAAGAGUAAAUGUUAAAUCAUUAAAUAAGUUUACUGGUCUUCUCCUAUUUCUUAAAUUGAGGAAUGUAAGGUCUGAGACAGCUUCAUCUGAGAUGCGGAAGGUUGCUGGUCUGGCAGUUGUCUCUGUUGUAUGUUUUACGUCAAGUGCUGCAGUGGCUCUUCUUACAGAUGUACCUCUUCUAUAUGAUUGGAGUAUGGAGAAUAAAAAUGAAGCAAAAACACUAGUUCUUCUAGUUUUUUACUAUUUUAUAGGUUCGUCGGUGCCCUCAGCCUUUGUAUUAUGGGCCAUGAGAGAAUUGCCAACCCCAGUUACAAUUACACAAGCACAAUCAAGAGCAGUAACUUUUUUUUGUUAUGGGGCAGAUGGAACACAAAAUCCUCGGCACUGGGUUGCUGCUACAACUUCAAAUAAUCAGGUGUCAAAAGCAAGUCCAAUAUAAGCAUCAUUACCAUAUUCUGUGCUAAAGAAUGCGGAAAGUAUAGAAAGCUGUAUUUGUUACGAGUGGAAGUCCAAUUGUGCAAUAUGACGAGCCAGCAGCUUCCUUACUCUUCACGUUGAAAUUACUUACACUCUUGGUUGGGUAUCAAAUUUUGACAUCGAUGAUUGUACAUAACUUUUAAUAUAGCAAGCGAGACUAACGUUUUGGUUAACGGGAAUUUCCACUUUCUUACCAUCUCCUUUGAAAACUCGCCAUAGAAGGUCUCUAUGAAAAGAUUUUUGCUAAUAGCUCAAGUAGAUUUUUCCUCGUACA